Molecule: messenger RNA, 3100 nt
Organism: Lynx canadensis (Canada lynx)
Lineage: Eukaryota; Metazoa; Chordata; Mammalia; Carnivora; Felidae
Gene: PRC1
Product: protein regulator of cytokinesis 1
Exons: 15
Coding region: 166-2028 (620 amino acids)
Biological process (GO): microtubule cytoskeleton organization; mitotic spindle midzone assembly
Cellular component (GO): mitotic spindle midzone; cytoplasm; spindle
Molecular function (GO): microtubule binding
Source: RefSeq, a predicted model, not a curated record
CGUGGAGCCGCUCCGCCUCCGGGCUCGGUUUGAAAUUCCGCGGGGGCCUAACGGCUCGCGGAGCCGCGACCCGGAGCAAGGCCGCCGGUGCUUGCGGGAGGUUGCUGCGCUCGGCCCUGCGUGGAGGUCUGGGGCCUCGACGCCCGGCUGCUUGGAGCGUCCGCCAUGAGGAGAAGUGAGGUGCUGGCGGAGGAGUCAAUAGUAUGUCUCCAGAAAGCUCUGAAUCACCUUCGGGAAAUAUGGGAAUUAAUUGGGAUUCCAGAGGACCAGCGGUUACAAAGAACGGAGGUUGUAAAGAAGCAUAUCAAGGACCUCCUGGAUAUGAUGAUUGCUGAAGAGGAGAGCCUGAAGGAAAGGCUCAUCAAAAGCAUAUCCAUCUGUCAAAAAGAGCUGAAUACCCUGUGCAGCGAGUUACAUGUCGAGCCAUUUCAGGAGGAAGGAGAGACGACCAUCUUGCAACUAGAAAAGGAUUUGCGCACUCAGGUAGAACUGAUGCGAAAACAGAAAAAGGAGAGAAAACAGGAACUGAAACUACUUCAGGAACAAGAUCAAGAACUGUGUGAAAUUCUUUGCCUGCCCCACUAUGACGUGGACAGCUCGUCCGUUCCCAGCCUAGAGGAGCUGAGCCAGUUCAGACAGCACGUGGCCACGUUGAGGGAGACAAAGGCCUCUAGACGUGAGGAGUUCGUCAACAUAAAGAGACAGAUCAUACUGUGUAUGGAAGAACUAGAUCACACCCCAGACACAAGCUUUGAAAGAGAUGUGGUCUGUGAAGAUGAAGAUGCCUUUUGUUUGUCUCUGGAGAAUAUCGCAACACUACAAAAGUUGCUACGGCAGCUGGAAAUGCGAAAGUCACAAAAUGAAGCAGUGUGUGAGGGUCUGCGGGCUCAAAUCCGAGAGCUCUGGGACAGGUUACAAAUACCUGCAGAAGAGAGAGAAGCUGUGGCCACGGUUAUGAGUGGGUCAAAGGCCAAGGUCAGGAAAGCGCUGCAAUUGGAAGUGGAUCGGUUGGAGGAACUGAAGAUGCAGAACAUGAAGAAAGUGAUUGAGGCGAUUCGAGUGGAGCUGGCUCAGUACUGGGACCAGUGUUUCUACAGCCAGGAGCAGAGACAGGCUUUUGCCCCUUACUAUGCUGAGGACUACACAGAAAAUCUGCUUCAGCUCCAUGAUGCCGAGAUCGUGCGGUUAAGAAACUACUAUGAGGUUCACAAAGAACUCUUUGAAGGUGUCCAGAAGUGGGAAGAAAGCUGGAGGCUUUUUUUGGAGUUUGAGAGAAAAGCUUCAGAUCCAAGUCGAUUUACAAACCGCGGAGGAAAUCUUCUAAAAGAAGAAAAGCAACGAGCCAAACUUCAAAAAAUACUCCCUAAGCUGGAAGAGGAGCUGAAGGCACGGAUUGAAAUGUGGGAACAGGAGCAUUCGCAGGCAUUUGUGGUGAAUGGGCAGAAAUUCAUGGAGUAUGUGACAGAACAAUGGGAGAUGCAUCGAAUGGAGAAGGAGCGAGCCAAGCAAGAGAGACAACUAAAGAACAAGAAGCAGACAGAGACAGAGAUGCUCUAUGGCAGUGCUCCCCGAACCCCCAGCAAGCGGCGAGGACUGGUACCCAACACACCGGGCAAAGUGCGCAAGCUGAACACUACCACCAUGUCCAACGCUACGGCCAACAGCAGCAUUCGGCCUGUCUUUGGGGGGACAAUCUACCGCUCCCCUGUGUCUCGACUUCCACCUUCUGGCAGCAAGCCGGUCGGCACUUCCACUUGUUCGGGGAAAAAAACGCCCCGUGCUGGCAGGCAUGGAGCCAACAAGGAGAACCUGGAGCUCAACGGCAGCAUCCUGAGUGGUGGGUACCCUGCCUCGGCCCCCCUCCAGCGCAACUUCAGCAUUAAUUCUGUUGCCAGCACCUAUUCUGAGUUUGCGAAGGAUCCGUCCCUCUCUGACAGCUCCACUGUCGGGCUUCAGCGAGAACUUUCAAAGGCUUCCAAAUCUGAUGCUACUUCUCGAAUCCUCAAUUCGACCAACAUCCAGUCCUGAGAGGCCCUGAGCGGUCAGCCAGCUGUGGCUUCCUGUGCCUAGACGAGAUCUAAUUAUCUAUGUGGCUUUCAUUUUUCUUGAGUUUAGGUGUGCUUGAGAAUCUGGACAGGUUCCACUACCACGGGCCUAACUUACACAAGUGAAUGAGUGUCACAGAGCAAAGUCCAUCAUAGGCUUAGUGGGUCUUCAAAGACUUGAUUUUGUUUUGACCCAAGAAAUACAUUAAAACUUAGUUCAUAGCAGUAAGUGCAAAUUUUAGCAUAUGGAACCUAAUUUUUUCUCUACCCCGUAAUUCUGCUUGCUGAAGCACGAGCAAGGGCGUGUCGUAUUUCACCACGGUGUGGGAAAAGGAGUGUGCCGGUCCUUGGGGUAGGGACCUGAAGCAAUAUUGGCUCGUAGGCUGUCACUAGUAAUUAACAUCUUUUUUGUUGAGGGACGCUGAGUUAACGCUCUGGCUACAGUAGCUUUGCUCUCACCUAAAGAUCUGUCUCCGCCACACAGGACAGCCUUCCUCCUGCUGAGGAUGUGUGUGUGUCAGAAGUGGAGAUGGCCUGACCUACUGCCAAAGAGGUGACAGGGAGGCUGGGAGCUCCUUUGUUAAACUGUGUACAGUUCUGUUAUUGUGCAAUGCCCUUUGUGGGGAUGUGUGUGUGAACACAUGCCUGUCUGAACUCUGUUUCUGCAGUUUUCCUCUGGGUUGAGUCCCCCCAUCCCUCUGCCCGCUAGGUCCGAGUUCAUCUACCCCGGCAGUUGCCGAGCUGGGAGGCUGUUUGGAUGGGUUGGGCCAUUUCUGUUGUGGAGAUCUGGAACUUUGCACAAAUCAGUAUUGGGGAGUUGUUUCUGCUCCAGCGUCCACAUCUUUACCUACCCUACUGAUCACUACUGCUCUCCCCAAAGCACUAUUUAUUCUUACCUUGUCUGCCUCUGUCAGCACGUUCAAUGGUUCUCAAAACUCACCAGCAUGGAUUUGGUCUGUGUCCGCCAUGCUGCUUAGACAUAUACAUGUCCUGUUUUUAAAAUAUAAAUAUAUUCUUAAAAAUAAAUUAAAAUGUGUAUACUUACCUUUCAAAAA